ACAAGCCGCAGCCCCUGCAGGACGGGGGUAAGAACGAGAGACUGAGGGAGCCGGACUCCUGGGUCCCCGAAGAGGUUUGGGGCUUGUUGAUGGCCUGCGUCGCUAUGGGUUCCACCGCUACCGCGGAGGGAGCGCUGGGCUACGUCCGCGAGUUCACUCGCCACUCCUCCGACGUGCUGGGCAACCUGAAUGAGCUGCGCCUGCGCGGGAUCCUCACUGACGUCACGCUGCUGGUUGGCGGGCAACCCCUUCGAGCUCACAAGGCUGUUCUCAUCGCCUGCAGUGGCUUCUUCUAUUCAAUUUUCCGAGGCCGUGCAGGAGUGGGAGUGGACGUGCUCUCCCUGCCGGGGGGCCCCGAAGCCGGAGGCUUCGCUCCUCUUCUGGACUUCAUGUACACUUCGCGCCUACGCCUCUCUCCAGCCACGGCACCAGCAGUCCUUGCGGCCGCCACCUACUUGCAGAUGGAACACGUGGUCCAGGCAUGCCACCGCUUCAUCCAGGCCAGCUAUGAACCUCUGGGCAUCUCCCUGCGGCCCAUGGAGGCAGAACCUCCUACGCCCCCAACGGUCCCUCCACCAGGCAGUCCCAGGCGCUCUGAAGGGCACCCAGACCCACCUACUGAGUCUCGCAGCUGCAGUCAAGGCCCCCCGAGUCCAGGCAGCCCAGACCCCAAGGCCUGCAAUUGGAAAAAGUACAAGUUCAUCGUGCUAAACUCUCAGACCUCCCAAGCAGGGAGCCUGGCAGGGGAGAAGAGUUCUGGUCAACUUUGCCCCCAGGCUGGGCUCCCCAGUGGAGAUGAGGCUUCCAGCAGCAGCAGCAGCAGUGAAGAAGGACCCAUUCCUGGUCCCCAGAGCAGGCUCUCUCCAACUGCUGCCACUCUACAGUUCAAAUGUGGGGCUCCAAUCAAUACCUCCCAUCUCCUUGCACCCCGGGCCCCAGAGACCACUGGAUCACCCUCUGGGCAGGCUCGUCCACCACCAGGAAGUGAAUUUUUCAGCUGCCAGAACUGCGAGGCUGUGGCUGGGUGCUCAUCUGGGCUGGACCCCUUGGCUCCUGGGGAUCAGGACAAGCCCUACAAGUGUCAGCUGUGCCGGUCUGCCUUCCGCUACAAGGGCAACCUGGCCAGUCACCGCACGGUGCACACAGGGGAAAAGCCCUACCACUGCUCCAUCUGCGGAGCCCGCUUUAACCGGCCGGCUAACCUGAAAACGCACAGUCGCAUCCAUUCUGGAGAGAAGCCCUAUAAGUGUGAGACGUGCGGCUCGCGCUUUGUACAGGUAGCGCAUCUGCGCGCGCACGUGCUGAUCCACACCGGGGAGAAGCCCUAUCCUUGCCCCACCUGCGGGACUCGCUUCCGCCACUUACAGACCCUCAAGAGCCACGUUCGCAUCCACACGGGAGAGAAGCCUUACCACUGCGACCCCUGCGGCCUGCAUUUCCGGCACAAGAGUCAACUACGGCUACACCUGCGCCAGAAACACGGAGCUGCUACCAACACCAAAGUGCACUACCACAUUCUGGGGGGUCCCUAGCCGAGCCCUGGCCCAGACCCCACUGCUUCCUAGAAGCCCAGAAGCUGCAGGCUCGCGCCUGGCUUCCCUGUCAGCCUUGGGUUUGGGGUGGGCAAGGCCCCUCCUGUAUCAGAAACUGCCACCACCUUAAUUUCUCACUGGGGAGAGCAGGGGUGGCAGAUCCUAGCUUGAUCUGCCUCUGUUUUGCUGGUCAAAACCUCUUCCCCACAAUCGAAAUUGUUUCUGAGGAGACAGCAAGCUAGGAGCUGGGGGAGGGGAAGGACUGGAAGCCUGGUUUCCUUAAGGGAACCAGUCCUCCACCCGCAGCCCCCAUCCCGUUUAGUUUAUCUGUAAAUAUAAUUUAUUGAGGCCUUUGAGUGGCACCAGGGCCUUCAUUCUAUUGCAUUUCCCACUUCCCUCUUCCAUAAGUGUGAUCGAAAGUGACCUGAAACACAGAAUGUAAGGUCACAACUCUGCUGGCAGAGAUUAGCACUUGGCUGUCUCCUUUGGCUUGAGUGUUUUAUAUUAUUAUUGUCAUAACUUUUAUCUUUAGAAUUGUUCUUUCUCCUAUUUGCUUGUUGGUUUGUUUAAAAUGGACAAAGGGGUUCUCUGUGUCCUGCCCCUCCAAUUCUAGGUCUGGAACCUUUAUUUGUUCUAGGGCAGCUCUGGGAACAUGUGGGCUUGUGGAAUUGGGUCAGGAACCCUCUCUGGUAUUCUGGAUGUUGUAGGUUCUCUAGCAGGCUAGAACUGGAAUAUAGACUUUUCUUUGUUCUUCCAGGAUUAUAGGAACCUUUAUAGUAAGCCUGAAAGGGAGGUAACAAAUGCCUCCUGGAGGCUGUGGGUGUGGGGGCUUUGUCAGUGUUGGAACUGGGAGGAUGAAUGAAGUGGCUCUCUUAUGCCCCUAACUACCCCAUUAGUCUGGUCACCUCAGUUUGGCUCCACUGUGUCUGUCGUGAUAGAGCCCACCCAUAAUCCUCCCACUAGGGCCUGUUCUUAGCACUGAGUUGAUCCCUCUAUGGGGGAGAGAUCUGAAAUUCCUUAACAGGAAUGCUAAGAUGAUGCAACCUUUUCUGAUUCUGCUCAGUCUCUAAGAAUGUUAUGAUCUAGGGGAGAAUUACGAAACGCUUCAUCUUGACUAAACGGUAAAGAGUCAUGAUCUUUUUUUUUUUUUUUUUGAGGAAGAUUAGCCCUGAGCUAACUACUGCUAGUCCUCCUCUUUUUGCUGAGGAAGACUGGCCCUGAGCUAACAUUCAUGCCCAUCUUCCUCUACUUUA
Messenger RNA from Equus quagga, 2785 nucleotides. It is a transcript of the gene BCL6B, whose product is annotated as BCL6B transcription repressor. Lineage: Eukaryota; Metazoa; Chordata; Mammalia; Perissodactyla; Equidae. Gene Ontology annotation, molecular function: DNA-binding transcription factor activity, RNA polymerase II-specific; RNA polymerase II cis-regulatory region sequence-specific DNA binding; protein binding. Gene Ontology annotation, cellular component: nucleus. Bases 90 to 1532 code for a protein of 480 amino acids. Gene Ontology annotation, biological process: regulation of immune system process; negative regulation of transcription by RNA polymerase II; regulation of cytokine production. The record is from RefSeq and is a predicted model, not a curated record. The transcript has 9 exons.